This is a messenger RNA of Rhododendron vialii, 2391 nucleotides long. RefSeq lists its product as uncharacterized. The record is from RefSeq and is a predicted model, not a curated record. The coding region runs from base 383 to 2128 and encodes 581 amino acids. The transcript has 5 exons. NCBI's taxonomy places the organism in Eukaryota, Viridiplantae, Streptophyta, Magnoliopsida, Ericales, Ericaceae. Gene Ontology annotation, molecular function: glycosyltransferase activity.
UUCCAAUGUCCAACCACUCUAAUUUCACAAUCAAACCUUAAUCACAUAUAAAACCCCUAUUUUGAUAGUUUUGAGCGAUGCUAUAUAUAUUCUUCCAAAAAAAUCUUUUCCACUAUCAACCAAACACCCCAAAAAACAAACAGAUUUUUUCUUUUUGGCAAUAUUGUUCUUCAUGGAAAAUAUUUUACACCGAAAAACAUUUUAUGUUUAAACAAACUGAACCUAAAUACAUAGUUUUUCCAUUCCAUAGUUCAAAAUUAAUCCAAAACUCGAUCCGUCCUAGGUAUCACCUAACCAUGCCAACUUAAGCCUCUCCUCCAUACAUAUAGGGAACCAUUUUGGACCCAAGGAGGAUUGUGUGUUUGAUCAGAGCUAGGCAUCAAUGUUACAAGAAAUGGAGGGAACAAUUUGCAGUGUGAGCAAUGCUAAACAUUUGUUUCGGAGUAACCGAUUCAUCCUUCUGUUGUUGUUAAUCACUUUCUCGACUUAUGUUGGAUUCUAUGUCGAGUACCACUCUCGGUCGUCUCACAAGGGUCGCAACGAAGCUUUCCUUGGCCGUGAAGGAGUGCGCAAACAAGAUGAUCGUGUAGACAAAGCUGUAUCCGAAGAGAACAAUCAUAUAACACUGCCCAAACAAGAGGAUCGUGUAGACAAAGCUGUAUCCGAAGAGAACAAUCAUACGCAGCGCGUAAUUCCUAUCGAGAAUUUCCCGGUUGUCGUGAGUGGGAAAGAUUUAAUGCGUGGAUUGAGAAGAAAUAGGACUAGUUAUGGAUUGAUAAUGGGUCCAUUUGAUUCGACAGAGGACAGGAUUCUGGAGAAGAGACCGACGGGAGGCUGCGACAAGAACGGGGAGUUUGCGAGGGUGGUUCGGGGGAGGAAGUUUGUAGUGGUAAUGCACGAGCUCACGAUGACCGGAGCUCCGAUUUCGAUGAUGGAGUUGGCGACGGAGCUAUUGAGCUGUGAGGCCACCGUUUCCGUAGUUGUUCUUAACACGAUGGGCGGCUUGAUGCCGGAGCUCGAGAGGAGAAAGAUCAAAGUGGUCGAAGAUAAAGAGAUUGCCAGCUUCAAAGCUGCUGUGGAGGCUGAUCUUGUCAUUCCUGGAUCAUGCGUCUGUGCUUCUUGGAUCGAGCAAUACAGGGCCCAUUUCCCGGGAAGCCAAAGCGAAAAUAUUGCGUGGUGGAUAAUGGAGAACCGAAGGGGGUACUACGAAAUGUCGAAACAUGUUCUAAACAGAGUGAAAAUGCUGAUAUUUCUGCUUGAACCACAAUCGAAAGAGUGGCUAGCUUGGGCCGCAGAAGACAACAUCAACCUCGAUUCUCAAGAGAUUUCGGUGGCUCCCCUCUCCGUAAAUGACGAACUGGCAUUCAUAGCAGGGAUUUCUUCUUCAUCAGAGAGUGAUUCAUCUUCUUCUGGCCCUGAAGUUUUGCUUGACAAGAGAAUGGAGUUGAGAGAGGCAGUUAGGGAAGAGAUGGGAUUGAAAGCCAGUGAUGUGGUGGUGAUGUGUUUGGGGAGCAUUAAUCCUGGAAAAGGCCAGCUUUUGUUUCUUGAAUCUGCUAAAAUGGUGGUUGAAGAAGAACUUCCCAGGGAAGCCAACAUAAGAGAAGUGAUGUCUGAGAGUGAACGAGUACCGCAGGAACAGACACUCAAAAUUCUUAUCGGAUCGCUUUGGUCCAGGAGCAAUUAUCAGAAGCAGUAUGUCGAAGCAAUGGUCAGAAUUAUAUAUGAGCAUCCUAACCUAUCCAAGUCGGUGCUGUGGACUCCGACAACUACGCGCGUUGCCGGACUUUACUCUGCCGCAGAUGUUUAUAUAACCAAUUCCCAGGCGACGGUUGGGGAAACAUUUGGUAGAGUCACGAUUGAAGCAAUGGCAUUUGGUUUACCAGUAUUAGGAACAGAUGCUGGGGGCACUGCAGAUAUUGUUGACCAUAACAAAACGGGUCUCCUCCAUCCCCUGGGGCCCGAGGGCAAUCAAGUUCUUGCUAAGAAUCUUCGAUUUUUGCUUGAAAAUCCUUUAGCGCGGAAGGAGAUGGGCGCGAGGGGAAGGGAAAAGGUAGAGAAGAUGUACUUGAAACGGCACAUGCUUGAGAAAUUAGCAGAUGCUAUGUCCAGAUGCAUGACCACAAUCUAAGUAUCUAAUGCCUAUGAACCAUGGAUACCAAUACAUGCGGAUACGACAUACGAGAAAUUGUUGGAACUAAAGUUAGAAUUAGUGAUUAUGUAAUUUUUUUUUUUUGAUAAAGUGAUUAUGUUAAUACAAGGGUAACACAGAUUCAUGUAUUAGGUACAUAUAAAGAGUCUAAGUGUAUUCGAUGUAUGUCCGGGGUACUCUGUACAUGUACUUCCUCCGUUCCAAAUUAAGUGUCCCUUUUCACUAUUUGGGAGGCCUCAAAA